AUUAUGUCCGAUUCAACGAUUCACUCACAUUCCACUGACUUGUCAUUUAAAGAACACGGUGACUACUCUACGACGGUCGGUAGCGUUAGCCCUGCCAAUCAGCCCGUCACCAGUUCCAGUCGCCUACAAAAGCAUCCGACGGACAACAACAGAGACGAGUUUCUUCAACUUAUUCACGACAUUUCGUGUGAUCUGGAUGUGGCCAUCAUUUCGCAUAAGAUACUCACUCAUGUGACCAACUUAACGAGAGCAGACCGCUGCUCACUGUUCAUUGUCACAGGAAAUGGCAAAUCGCGUGCUCUUAUGGCAGAGCUGUUUGAUGUCGUCAAGGGUUCUACUGUAGACGAGACACACAGAAAAAAGGAUGUUCUAGUUCCGUGGGGAAAAGGAAUUGUCGGUCAUGUUGCUGUGACCGGAGAAAGUAUCAAUAUACCAAAUGCUUACGAGUAUGAACAUUUUAACAAAGAGGUAGAUCACUUCACCGGCUAUCGGACUACAUCAGUGAUGUGUCAACCGAUAAAGACAAAGGAAGGAGAGGUCAUUGGAGUGGCUCAAGCCAUCAACAAAAACGACGGAAAUGCUUUCACAAGCAGCGAUGAGACUGUGUUCCAAACUUAUCUGACGUUCUGCGGGCUUCUAUUGACAAAAGCGCAACUUUGCGAAAGCUUGACAUUUGCAGUUCGAAAAAACGAGGCACUUGUGAGAAUGGCAAAUGACCUAUUGAAACCACCAACAAAUCUACACAAUGUUGUCCACAAAAGUCUGGUUGAAGGACACCAACUGAUCCAAUGCCAAUUCUGUUCUGUAAUGGUUGUUGGAAAAGAAGUUGACGAAACAGAAGAAAUUCAAUUCAACGAUGUGUUUGGACUAAGUCAAGAGAAUUGGACUAAAGGUAAAACGAGCAGCAGUGAAAGCCAGCCAGGAGAGGUGAUGGCUGCUUAUUUGGAGCAUUCCAAACAAGUAGUGAACAGAGGCAUGGUAUUAAACAUGUCAGACUUUGAAACACAACGUCAGCAUUCUGUAGUUGUGCCUCACGGAAAAAUGCCACUACGUAAAUCAUUUCUCUGUUUACCCAUCUACAAUGACGAAAAGAAAAUAAUUGGUGUGAUACAAUUUCUCAACAAAGUGAACAAUCUCUAUUUUGAUAAGAAAGAUGAAGAUUUGGCUGAAGCAAUCGCCAUGUUCUGUGGACGGGGCAUCAACAAUACAACGCUACAUGAAAACAUGCGCAAAGCAGUAGCCAGAAAAAAUAUAGCAACAGAGGCUUUAUUGUAUCACAUGUUGUCCUCAGUUGAAGAAGCAGAAUACUUUGGGAGUCUAGAUGUACCAGCAUCACAUGAAUUCAGUGACAAUCUAAUGUCCUUGUCGUUUGAUGAAGCGAGGUUGAGUGAUGACGACACUGUGUUGGCAACAGUUCGCCUAUUUUUAGACUCCAAAGUGAUGGAGCCUUUCCACAUCAACCAGUUGACACUAAUCCGCUGGAUUCUCACUGUGAAGAAGAAUUACCGUCAAGUACCGUAUCACAACUGGAGACAUGCAUUCACUGUCGCUCAAAGCAUGUUCACAUUGAUCAUGACAGGAAAUCUUAUGAAAAAACUGUCAGCCAUGGAAAGAUUAAUGUUAAUUGUAGCCUGUCUUUGUCACGACCUCGACCACAGAGGAAGAACAAACCAAUUUAUAACACAGAGUUCAUCUCCUAUAGCUGAUCUGUACAGCACCGCAACAAUGGAGCAUCAUCACAUUGAUGUCAGCAUUAUGAUCCUUGACAGUCAGGGGCAUAAUAUUUUUGAAAAUAUGGACAAUGAAAACUACAAAUUAGCAAUCAAACUGCUGAAGAAGAGAAUAUUGGCAACAGAAUUAAACAGUUUCUUCCAGAGGAAAAACUCCUUUCUGGCUCUAGUUGAAAACGAUGAAUUUGACUGGAGUGACAAGUCACACCACGAUAUUGGUCAGGAAAUGUUGAUGACAGCCUCUGACGUGUGCGCUGUUACCAAGCCAUGGCCAGUACAACAACGAAUAGCCGGUCUCUUAGCUGAUGAGUUCUUGGAGCAGCAUGCUAUAGAAAUGUCUCAACCAGACAAAUUCCCUUUGCCGAUCGUAACAGUAGGCUUGCCUGCUACUCAAGUCAAAUUCAUCGACGCUGUCUCUCUACCAGUCUACAAAGCAUUGGCUAAGCUAUUACCCCGUCUGAAUCCACUGUAUCAACAACUGAAAUCAAACCGUCAAAUUUGGCAGACUUUGGCUGAUGAGACUCUUAGCACAAAGUCAACAGAGACACGAAGUCAGGAGUGCAAAGAUGAUACCAACUUUAGACAGAGAAAACAUUCCAAGCAUCAAUCAAAGAAACACAUCAGCAAAGAUCAAAUUAAUGAACUCAACGUUGACGACAAAAAAGACCAUCCGUCAAAGCUUUGUUCUGUAAUGUAG
This is a messenger RNA of Corticium candelabrum, 2427 nucleotides long. RefSeq names its product dual 3',5'-cyclic-AMP and -GMP phosphodiesterase 11A-like. The transcript has 21 exons. The coding region runs from base 4 to 2427 and encodes 807 amino acids. Lineage: Eukaryota; Metazoa; Porifera; Homoscleromorpha; Homosclerophorida; Plakinidae. Gene Ontology annotation, molecular function: protein binding; 3',5'-cyclic-nucleotide phosphodiesterase activity. The record is from RefSeq and is a predicted model, not a curated record. Gene Ontology annotation, biological process: signal transduction.